UUCAAAAUUUCGAAUAGGAUUAAAUCUCAAAAUUGGGUAUUUCAAAACUAGAAGCUGUGAUCUGGAUGGCAUAAGGAUUUUGUAAUCCAAUUCUAGAUCAAAUGUUGUUUUUCGGUAUUUCAAACAGUGGAGAUUAGGAUAGGUUUGAUACUGAAAACUAGAUUUUGGUAGGAGUUGAGAAGGGUCGCGAGGAAGUGAAAUACAAUCCUGACGUUGUUUUCAGAUGUCUGAAUUGAAAUGAUGAAGAACGACUGGCGGAGACUCAGGAAGCCUCUGAGCCUGUGCUGAAGGCUCCUCCUUUCUCUCGGCAAACCACAGAAGAAGCUAGGAUGACCCAGGCAGUGGGCAGGCUGUGUUUCUGCAACAAAACGGCGCUGGCGCCGAUGGUCCGGGUCGGCACGUUACCCAUGAGGCUUCUGGCCUUGGACUAUGGGGCUGACCUUGUGUACUGUGAGGAGCUGAUUGACAUCAAAAUGGCACAGUGCACAAGGGUCCUGAAUGACGUUCUGGAGACAGUGGACUUUGUGGCUCCGGAUGACAGAGUGAUGUUCCGUACCUGCCAGAGGGAGAAGGAUCGUGUCGUCUUUCAGAUGGGCACCGCUGACCCUCAGCGAGCGCUGACCGUCGCCCAGCUCGUCGAGAAUGACGUAGCUGCCAUUGACGUGAACAUGGGCUGUCCAAAAGAAUACUCCACCAAGGGAGGAAUGGGGGCGGCGCUCCUCUCCGACCCGGACAAGAUCGAAGCCAUAUUGAGCACCCUGGUCAAAGGAGUCUCCAAACCUGUGACGUGUAAAAUCAGAAUUCUGCCCUCGAUGGAGCAGACCGUUGAUCUGGCCCGGAGGAUCGAGAGGACAGGUGUGGCGGCCAUUGCAGUUCACGGCAGGACCAAGGAGGAGCGGCCCCAGCACCCUGUGCACUGUGACGCCAUUCAGGCCGUGGCUCAAGCCGUGUCCGUCCCCGUGAUCGCAAACGGAGGCUCUCUGGACCUGGUGAAGAGCCACCAGGACAUCCAGUCGUUUCGGGAGGCAACAGGAGCGUCCUCCGUGAUGCUGGCCCGGGCGGCCAUGUGGAACCCGUCUGUGUUCCGCAGCCAGGGGGCGCUGUCCACGGAGCACGUCAUGGAGGACUACAUCCGCUAUGCUGUGCGCUAUGAGAACCAUCCCUCCAAUACCAAGUACUGCCUGUGUCAGAUGCUGAGAGACAAGGUGGAGUCACCCCUGGGGAAACGGCUGCACGCGGCCCAGACCAGCGCAGAGAUCUGUGAGGUGUUCGGUUUGGAGGAGUUCUGCGCCGAGAGUCGGGCCCGUCUGCUAGCGCGGCAGAAAGCGCUAAACGGAGACUCGCACCCAGCGGACGACCUCACCAUGGAGGGCGAUGUCGCCACCAUGCCCGUCAGAUUCGACAGGAGGGAGUACCCACCGCAGAUCACUCCCAAGAUGCACCUGCUGGAGUGGAGCCGGAGGGAGAAGCUGGAGCAGCCGGCAUACGAGACGGUCCAGCGAGCACUUGACAGGGGUUUCCAAUCUACUGUGACAGUGGCUGACAAGAAAUACAGGUCUACCUUGUGGGAGAAGUCGAAGAAGCUGGCGGAGCAGGCCGCGGCCGUGGUGUGCUUGCGCGCGCUGGGCGUGCCCGAGGGCCGGACUGGCGAGCCCGACUCGGGGCUCGUGGGCAAGCGGAAGUGGGAGGAGAAGAGGAGUGACGAGUCGGAGGAGGAGAAGGGCGCUCCCGCCAGGGCCCCCGAUGCCUCCCGCUCCGCCUGCAGGAAGAGGCACCUGUCCAAGACCCCUCCACAGGAGGAGGUGAAGGGAUAGGGGCCCCCCCGCCCGCAGUCCCCCGUGCCCUGACCGGAGCACAGACAAGCUCAGCCUGCCGGGGAAUUGUGGGUAAUGUGCUGCAGGCAGGAUUUCCAGCAAAGCUUCACGCUUCAGCGCUGGGCUUAUCGGCAGUCAGUCUCAUUAAAGACGCCCAUGCCCUCCGAGCCCACACCUGGGUCUCCGCCCACCUUCAGCCGGAGGGUCCGUCUGCCUCUGUCCUACGGGGCUUCACACAUCCACCCAUUCAACUCUCCCCACGCCUUCCAGUGAUCGGCAUAACUCUGGCUUUCCAAAUCUCUGUUUUCUUUUCUUUCUUUUUUUCCCCCCUUUUUUUCAGUUUCAUUUUUCAAGGUAAUGUGCACCUUGUUUUUAUGUCUUCAGAAAGCAUUUUUGCCUUUUAAUAAGCCUUGAGCCUUUAAGUUACCUAAUCAUAGAUUUCCCCUCUGCUCAAGAAGGACGAUUGUCCCUGUACCAUGAAUUAUUAUUUGAGGAAAUAAGGUAAGAAAUACCAGGACCAGUAUGCAUCCGGAGGUUUAGAAAUUAAAAAACCCCAAGAAGCAGGUUUUUACUAGGAGCGGCUUAACAAGGGAACCCAAGCUUGGGUGCUGCCAUUGACACUCUUUUAAUGUAACAAAUGCACAAGGAUUACAAAACCCAUCAGAUUUUUCCCCCUUUGACUGAAAGAAGGGGUGCAAAAAAUUGAUGCAUUUCAUAGCCAGGAAAUGAAAUUACAUCUGAAGUGUACUUUUCUGUCCUAUUUUGGAUGACAUUAAUUUCGCCAGAGUAAUUUAGUUGCAUUUAUGGUGUUAACCAGAAGAGGGCAGCAUAGACCACUAUUGAAUGGAGAAAAUCCAGGCAUUACAGGUGUAGUUGGAACAUAAAACUGUCUUAAUAAACCGUUUGGAAAAAGUCACCAUGUACAGUAAGAUAUUUAUUUUAUUAAAAUAUGAUUUUUUUAAAGGUGAGCAUGUCUAGAGCAUGGUGAUGUAUUGGAGUACUAUGUUUGUCAGGAGUGGGGUCAGACUGGAAUUAAUGGCAUAGGGUCUAAGAGGAGUCUGUUCUUCAGAUCAUUUGUGCAGAAGCCGGUCUGGCAAAUCUUAAUAAAUAAUUGUGGUAUCAGCUGCACUCUAA
Molecule: messenger RNA, 2948 nt
Organism: Conger conger (European conger)
Lineage: Eukaryota; Metazoa; Chordata; Actinopteri; Anguilliformes; Congridae
Gene: dus2
Product: dihydrouridine synthase 2
Exons: 16
Coding region: 330-1814 (494 amino acids)
Biological process (GO): tRNA dihydrouridine synthesis
Cellular component (GO): cytoplasm
Molecular function (GO): tRNA binding; flavin adenine dinucleotide binding; tRNA dihydrouridine synthase activity
Source: RefSeq, a predicted model, not a curated record